Messenger RNA from Spinacia oleracea (spinach), 1311 nucleotides. RefSeq names its product protein trichome birefringence-like 42. The transcript is spliced from 6 exons. The record is from RefSeq and is a predicted model, not a curated record. Lineage: Eukaryota; Viridiplantae; Streptophyta; Magnoliopsida; Caryophyllales; Amaranthaceae. Gene Ontology annotation, molecular function: O-acetyltransferase activity. Gene Ontology annotation, cellular component: Golgi apparatus. Bases 92 to 1069 code for a protein of 325 amino acids.
AAAUUCAAAAACCCCACUCCCCCUUCUAUUUCUCUCUCUACCCCUUCUAUUUCUCUCUCUACCCCUUCACUUUCUCUAUCUCAAAAAAAAAAUGAAGAGUAGACACAUUUUCGGUAGAACUAGUUAUCUUCUCCUUAUUCUUGUUGCAAAUCUCGUUGCUCACUUAACAAAUGGGUGCGACGAGGAGUUAGCGAGCGCGGCGGCGGCGGCACGGCACAGGAAUGGCAAAGGACGACGACGACGGAGCAACGGUUGUAAUAUCUUCAAAGGGAGUUGGGUGUAUGAUAGUUCAUACCCACUCUAUAAUGCAAAUACUUGUUCUUUCAUUGGUAAUGGAUUCAAUUGUCAAAAAAAUAGAAGGCCCGAUAAAGAUUAUCUCAAGUAUAGAUGGCAACCUCAUGGUUGUAAUCUUCAAAGGUUCAAUGGAAAAGCACUUUUAGAGAAAUGGAGAGGCAAAAAGAUAAUGUUUGUUGGUGAAUCUUUAAGCUUCAAUCAAUGGGAAUCACUAACAUGCAUGCUUCAUUCUGCGGUGCCUCACUCCAAGUACUCCCUUGUCUCUAAAGGCUCUCUCUCCGUCUUUUCAUUUCCGGAAUAUGGGACUUCAGUGAUGAUGUUGAAAAAUGGAUUUCUGGUGGAUGUUGUGACUGAAAAAGUUGGACGCGUACUCAAGCUGGAUUCUAUCAGUAGUGGCUCUACUUGGUUAGGGGCUGAUGUUCUUAUUUUCAAUUCCUACCACUGGUGGACUCACAAAUGGGAUUACUUCAUGGUGGGAGGCAAGAUAAUCAAAGGCAUGGACCAUAUGAAAGCUUACAAAAUUGCAUUAAAAACAUGGGCCAACUGGGUUGAUACCAACAUCAACCCAAAAAAGACUCAAGUUUUUUUCCAAGGAGUUUCAGCUGCCCAUUUGAAUAGAAGAUGGUCGUCCCGUUGUUGUCCCGUUAUCGCUUUUGGGUCAAUUGGAAACAACCUCUCUGCAAUUGCAGGGUGGAAGCGAAUGGGGAGAACCAAGAGCAAAGUUUUGUCGCAAAGAAACUCGGCCGGUUUUAGGACCAGUGUACGGAGGUGGUAGUCAUCCUGGUGAAGUGAUAGUGAGGAAAGCACUGAGAAAAAUGAAGAAGCCUGUUCAUUUACUGGACAUAACCCUGCUUACUCAACUAAGAAAAGAUGGGCACCCUUCUAUUUACGCUGGUGGUGGCUCCAAAUUACUUGACUGUAGUCAUUGGUGUCUUCCUGGUGUUCCUGAUACUUGGAACCAACUUCUUUAUUCUAUUUUGUUCCAGCACUAAGUUCAAUAAACAGACGCGUGAUAAA